GAUAGUAUAUAAAUGUACAAUAACUCUGACCCAAUAACAACAGUGGUGCUACAGUCGCUUCAAUAUGCGGUUCUUCAGGCUAUUGUUUUUUGCACUUUUCUUAAAAGUUGCCAACAGCUACGCGAUCACUAAUUUAGAUGACACGGUAUCACAUUUUACGCGUAUAAUUACUAAUUGGGUAAGCACGGAGCCAUGUGACAAACAGGAAGAAUCUGAAGAAUUUCGACAGUUAAUCCAUACUUUAGUUCUACCGACCAGCCUGCAGCGUGAUAACUGGCAUAGUUUUGAUGGUGAAAGAGGCGACAUUAUGUGCGUGAUAUGUCAGUCUGCUUUAAAUACUUUUCUGAAACUUCGUAGAGAAGGCAUGUCAGAGGAAAGUAUAAGAUGCAGAGGGAUUAAACUUUGUUCCGCACUAAACUUGGCACCUGACAAGGUCUGCGAAGGCGCAAUAACUAUCAAUUUGCCAAUAAUACUACAUAUCAUAGAUUCGAGGCCGAAUCUAACGGCAACCACAAUGUGUGGUGUUUUAUUGGAUUCACGCUCCUGCCCGCUUAAUGACGAGAAGUUUAAUUGGACAGUUAACAUUGAUAACGGUCCCCCAAUAUUGAUUGAUCCCGAAGAAAGUGAUGAAACUCUAAAUAUAGCGCAGAUAAAUUCCUCGAAACUGUACAUUACUUUAUGUAAUAUUAAUUUGCAGAAUAUUUCCUACGUGUAUUUCACUGGCGACAUAGUGGACCACGGCGUUUGGGAAACUACUGUUGAGGGAAAUGCCAAAAGCUUGUACAAGAGCUAUCUCCAAAUUCACGAAACAUUCAAAAAUUAUGUUCCUGUGUAUCCACUUCUGGGUAAUCACGAGCCGCACCCCUUAAAUCAAUUUGCACCCACAAGUAUUACCAACAGUGAGUUGAGCACGGCAUGGCUGUUUAAAAUGAUGGCUGAUUUAUGGAUCCAUUUAGGAUGGUUGCCUGAGUCAACACGUUCUACCAUUCUACAGGGCGGAUAUUACACGGUUACGCCUAGCAAAGGAUUUAGAAUUAUUGCCCUGAACAGUAACGUAUGCUACUGUUUCAACUGGUGGCUAUGGUAUGAACCGAAAGACCCUUACGGCCAGUUGCAAUGGAUGGCGGACACGCUUUUGCAAGCUGAAAAGGAUGGAGAAUUCGUGCACAUAUUAGCGCACAUUCCACCCGGUGAUAAAGAGUGUCUGAGCACGUGGAGAAGAGAAUAUAUCAAAGUUGUCAAACGAUUCAGCCACAUUAUCAGAGCGCAAUUCAACGGCCAUUCGCACAACGAUGAAGUGCAUUUGUAUUACGGCGUCGAUGAUAAUAAUACGAUUAACGUCGGUUGGAACGGUGGUAGCGCAACUACCUACCAGAAUUUGAAUAAUAACUACAAGCUGUACAUUGUCGACAGCAAAAAUUACGGAGUAAAAGAUUUCGAGAAUUGGAUGUAUAAUUUAACUUUAGCGAAUGCUAACCCUGACAAACUGCCACCGUGGUACAAGUCGUACUCGUUUAAAGAGGAAUACGGUCUUUCUGACUUAUCAUACGACUCGUUACAAGUCUGGUUGUCUAAACUAGCGACCGAUAUCAACAUGCUAAGUCGCUAUUAUAGGAACUUCUUCAAACACGCCGAACCAUCACUGAGCAAAGAGUGCGAUGCAAAGUGCAUGAGACCUUACAUGUGCCGUAUAAUUGCCAGCCUGGGAGACCACAGAACGAAAUGCGAGAACAAUGAGUAUCUCAAAUUCACGCCUAGUCAGCUAUAGAUUUAAUGCGUUGUUAGUCCAAUGUAAAAAAAGCGUCUUACUUUAGAGAUCUUUUAAACUCGCUGACCCGCCGUUGAGAAACAAGUGCGAUACAAUGUGCACGAGACCCUAUAUGUGUCGUAUAAUUGCAAGCCUGGGAUAUCACAAAACCAAAUGCGAGAAGAAUCAAUACCUUGAACCUUCUAGCCAGCUGUAGUUUUAACUAAUUAUUAAUGCGUUAUUAGUUCAAUGUGAAAAGCGCCUCUCUUACUUUAGAUAGAAAAUUCUUUACAAGUAACAUUCAAAAUUUAUUACUACAUUCUUUACAAUCGCUUUUCAUCAUGUAUUUACAAGAACAUAAUCAUCGUCUGUUACUUGUACCCGCUAAUUAUUAUUCUUGUUGCUUACAUAAAGUUUUUAUGUCUAUUAAUUUUAACACGGGUCUUCUUAUAAUUUCAUGAUCUGGUAAAUUGUCAAACAAGCAAAUCUGGAAAGUGAAUAAAACAUGGAAAUGGUUUGCGGAAGUACUGCUGUACGAAUUGCAGCGAGUUAUCUUACGUCAAUAAGAUAUACGCGAAUAAAAUAUAGAAUAUA
Messenger RNA from Vollenhovia emeryi, 2341 nucleotides. RefSeq names its product sphingomyelin phosphodiesterase-like. Bases 65 to 1768 code for a protein of 567 amino acids. The record is from RefSeq and is a predicted model, not a curated record. Gene Ontology annotation, biological process: ceramide biosynthetic process; sphingomyelin catabolic process. Gene Ontology annotation, molecular function: acid sphingomyelin phosphodiesterase activity. The transcript has 8 exons. Lineage: Eukaryota; Metazoa; Arthropoda; Insecta; Hymenoptera; Formicidae. Gene Ontology annotation, cellular component: lysosome.